UGCGGGGCGGAAGCGGCGGCGGCCGCAGGUGUGGCUGCUCGCCAUGGCGCCGUGGCAGGGUGUGCUGGUGGCGGUGCUGGCGCUGCUGGGCGGCCCCGCCGCUGCCUGCCCCUGCCGAGACCCGCGGCUCUGCCGGCACGUCGCGGCCACCGCCGGCCCCCAGGUCUUUGUGUUCGAUGUGGGAAAGGAAAGCUGGAAAUACUACGACUGGUCAAAGAUUACAACUGUGGCAGCUUUUGGGAAGUACGAUCCCGAGCUCCUGUGCUACGCGCACUCCAAGGGCGCCAGGGUGGUGCUGAAAGGUGAUGUGCCUCUGAAGGAAGUUGUUGAUCCUGCUAAAAGAGCAGCGUGGAUAUCCCAGCAGGUGGACCUUGCAAAAAGACAAUAUAUGGAUGGAAUUAACAUAGAUAUAGAGCAAGAAGUUAAUGAAACCUCCCCUGAGUAUUACGCAUUAACAGCACUCGUUAAAGAAACUACAGAUGCUUUUCACAGAGAAAUUCCAGGAUCACAGGUAACAUUUGAUGUGGCUUGGUCUCCUACCUGCAUAGAUAAAAGGUGCUACAACUACACUGGGAUUGCAGAUGCCUGUGAUUUCUUAUUUGUGAUGUCGUAUGACGAACAGAGCCAGAUCUGGACUGACUGUAUUGCAAAAGCCAAUGCUCCUUACCUGCAGACUUUAGUUGGCUACGAAGAGUACAUUUCUAUGGGCAUUGAUCCACAGAAGCUUGUGAUGGGCGUCCCCUGGUAUGGCUAUGACUAUGUCUGCCAGAACCUAUCUGAGGAUCAUAUCUGUUACCUUUCCAAAGUACCUUUCCGUGGGGCUCCUUGCAGUGAUGCUGCAGGGCGUCAGGUUCCCUACAGAGCAAUCAUGAAGCAGGUGAACAGUUCUCUUUCAGGACUGCUCUGGGAUGAUGUACAGAAGUCUCCAUUUUAUGAAUACAAGGAUUCCCGUGGCCGCUUCCACCAGGUGUGGUUUGAUGACCCUCACAGCAUCUCUCUAAAAGCAGAGUAUGUGAAGAAGCGAGGUUUGAGGGGCAUUGGCAUGUGGAAUGGGAAUUGUCUAGACUAUUCCAGGGAAGCUCUAGCAAAACAACAAACUGAAGCCAUGUGGCAAGCCCUGACACCGUAAGAACCACUUGAACCCUUGAUUUAUAAUAGAAUGAUGAAAACUGGGAAAAUUUUUUACUAUGGCUUAUACAAUUGUAGAUUUUGACUUCAUACAUGAUUACAAAAACUUUGUGAACUCACCAAAUUCAUCUUUUUAUUUUGCAUGCGAAGCCAUAAUUUCAUUCUUCAGAAAGUUCCAGUGUUGCUUUAGCAGCAUUUUUUCAAAAGACUGCUCAUCCUUUUCAUUUUUCUCAACUACCGUAAGUUAAAUCUUGAAUCCAGUGUGUAUCUGGUAACAAGUAAGACCAAGAGGUGGGUUUGCAGGUGCAAUCCCAUAAGGAACCUUUGCCAAGGCUGCCUGGUGCAGCCAGUGUUCAUUCCGGGGUUGCAUGGUGCAGCCUCAGCUCUCUGACUUCCCACCCCAACCAAUAUUUUAGCCAGGUCGCUCUUGAAUCAGAUUAAACCCAGAAUACUGGAGGGACGGAUUGGUGCUUACAUGCAGCUUGGUGAAACUUGUACUUGAUUACUCUUGUAGAGAUUAAAAGAUUUAAUAGAGCGAAGAAAUUAGGUAACAUGAAAUAGUUGCCGUUAAGAUUUUUAUCAGACUUGUUGUUAGAAAGGAAUAUUCAAUAAACCCCAGUUUCACCAUGGUUAUUUAUCCUGUAAACUCCUUAGUUUCAAAAGCUUGAAAUCCUGGACCUUAUCUUGAAUAGGGAUCAUUAACAUGGAGAGGACUCAGGUGAUGUUUUCUUCCAUUUCAAACUUCCUGAAAACUAGAAGUCAGAGUUUUAUUUAAUGAACUGCAUAGGUAUUUUUCCACACACUUUAAGGUUCAUUCAGCAGCCUGUUGUUUGGUUUUAUGUGGUGCUGUCUCUGAGACAAUACGAGGUUUAAUUUUCUUUCUAGUUCAUAUUUUUUCAUAAAACAAUUUGCCCAAAGAAAUUGUGGAACUUUUUAUAAUUGCAUACAUUUUUAAAAUAUCUGAAGCGAUGGAAAGAGUGGCUGGUAUUUACAGGAUGCUUUUUUGUUAAAUAAAACACUGUCUUCACUUGGGUUGGUAAACAAUGUUGUCUGUUUAUGCUUUACUUGUUCUACAGUUUACAGCCCACACUGCUGCUUCUGAGAGCUGUUUCAUAAUCAGAUUAAAGUGCAUCUGUGCCUUAAGUGUCUUUGUUAAUUAAACAAUUUAUUUAAUUA
Molecule: messenger RNA, 2304 nt
Organism: Cuculus canorus (common cuckoo)
Lineage: Eukaryota; Metazoa; Chordata; Aves; Cuculiformes; Cuculidae
Gene: CTBS
Product: chitobiase
Exons: 7
Coding region: 44-1129 (361 amino acids)
Biological process (GO): carbohydrate metabolic process; chitin catabolic process
Cellular component (GO): extracellular region
Molecular function (GO): chitinase activity; chitin binding
Source: RefSeq, a predicted model, not a curated record